This is a messenger RNA of Lodderomyces margitis, 1983 nucleotides long. Its product is annotated as PRP40. Gene Ontology annotation, molecular function: actin filament binding. The transcript is spliced from 2 exons. The record is from RefSeq and is a predicted model, not a curated record. Gene Ontology annotation, cellular component: actin cytoskeleton; Arp2/3 protein complex. NCBI's taxonomy places the organism in Eukaryota, Fungi, Ascomycota, Pichiomycetes, Serinales, Debaryomycetaceae. Gene Ontology annotation, biological process: Arp2/3 complex-mediated actin nucleation; actin filament polymerization. Bases 1 to 1983 code for a protein of 660 amino acids.
AUGUCUGUUUGGGAAGAGUUGAAAACAGAAGAUGGCCAAAGAUACUACUAUAACAAAGAGACUGAAGAAACAAGCUGGACCUUGCCGGAGGGCGAAGUAGCCAGUGUUACCCAACCUGGUUGGCAGGAGUACACUACUGAUGAUGGGGAAACGUAUUACUACAAUGAAUCAACAGGAGAAACCACAUGGGAUAAGCCCGAUGAGUUAGUCGAUACUGGGUCAUUUCAAGAAAAGGAAGAGGAAGAAGAGGAUGAGAUUGACCAGAAUUUAAAGCUCCAACCAGUAGAACCGCCGACCAGCAUGACUUUACCAACCAACUCAGCAGAGGAAGAUGAGCUGGCCUUCCUCAAGUUAUUACAUGAUAACGAUGUCGAUUCAACUUGGUCCUUUCAAACAGUUAUGCAAAAGUUGGUAAAUAAACCCGAGUAUUGGACUGUUUCAAGUCCAGUAAAGAGAAAGGCGGUAUACGAAGGGUAUCUUGUUAAGAGAUUUGAGGAUGAAAUCAAAAGUGAAACCAAUGUCAUUGAACAAUUCAAGACUAACUUUAUUAAAGAGUUGGAGAGAUUGAUAGAUGCAAAGAAAAUAGACUAUAGAACCAGAUGGAUAAGUCUACGAAAGAGGCUUGUUCAAGAGGAUAACCCCAUCUUUAAGCAUUCAAUGUUGUCCGAUAUUGACAUGGCCAAGAUGUUUUACAAGUACACAACAGAAUUAAAACGACAGCAUGAUCUUGAAGUUACACAACAAAAGAAACAAGCAAUCGAUGAGCUUAAAAACUAUCUUCAUCUGAUCAACAAUAGCUUAGUCCAAAAAGCAUCCAAUUUUCAGGAACUUUAUGAUCAUUUAAUAGAGGACCCUCGUUUCAAACAAAACAAGCAUUUCAAAUCCUUGACUCAAUUGGACGUGCUAAAGCUAUAUGAAUCAAAAUUGUACCCUGAUUUGAUAGAUCAGCUCAAGGAACAAGUCAAAAGCCAGCAAAAAGUGAAUUACCGAAACGACCGCAAAGCACGUCAAAAAUACCGUACGCUAUUAGACACACUAAGAUUGGAUGCAAAAACAAAAUUUAGCGAUAUUUUUGAUCUCAUAGAAAACGAAGAUGCAUUUAUUGAAUUAUGUGGCCGGAACGGGUCCUCGCCAUUGGAAUUGUUCUGGGACGUUAUUGAUGAAAAAAAACAGUUGAUGAAACUACGAAAGGAUUUAGUCGAUACAGUAGUAAACGAUUUGAUGAAAAAAGGUGAGCUAGGCCAGGGUAUUUGGGCAUCGAAAAACUCAUUUAUAGAGAAGCUUAAAAAAGUGAAGGAUGACAGGCUAUCACAGUUUAAUUUGGACCUGGAUGAUAACAACAAUGAAGUAUUUGAAAUAUAUCAAAUAUUGAAAGAUGAACAUGAAAUGAAGGAAAGAAUCACCAAGAAGAGGGGCAUCUCGGAAGUUAACCUAAGUGCAGAUGCUUCCAACAAGAAGGCGAAGAAACAAUCGCAAUCAUUAAAGCCAUACUUGACAGCAGUCAGGUCCUCACUAACUGCCGCCAUAUGUUUACAAGACUUUUCAUCCCAAUUAGUGGAACGUCACAACAGACCUGAGGUAGAAGUCACCCGCGUACACGAUGCUGAGCUUAUUCUCAACCCCAUGCAUAUAGCACGUAAUGAAAAUGAAAAGAUUUUAAUUGAACCCAGUAUAAAUUCAGUUAGAGUAUCAAUUAAAAUAAAACAGGCUGAUGAAAUUGAACAGAUUCUAGUCCAUAAGUUUACUCGAUUUUUGACUUCAAGAGCAGAAAACUUUUUCAUUUUGAGAAGAGUGCCAAUCAAGGGUUACGAUAUCAGUUUUUUGAUCACAAAUUUCCAUACAGAACAAAUGCUAAAGGAUAAAUUGGUUGAUUUUAUAAUUGAGUUUAUGGAGGAUGUCGAUAAGGAGAUUAGUGAGAUGAAGUUGUUUUUAAACGCAAGGGCUAGAGUUGUUGCUGAAUCCUUUUUAAUACCUUUCGAUUAG